UCGAGGUCUGUGUCUCUUGCUGGGAAAAGUUUCAAGGAGUAGGCUGGAAAAGAAAAUCCUUUGAAGUUGUCAUCUCCUAGGACAGAAAUGUAAUGGAUGAGUGCUGUAAAGGGAAGAGGGUAAGCUGAGAAGGGUGCAGUUAUGCGAGUGAGCUUCCUUCUGGAAAAGUUACAAACCUGGAGUUUAGGUAAGAUUUUCUACGGGUGUGUGACAGUGUUUGGCCCUCUGCAGGGGAGGGCAUCUGGAAGGAGUCAACACUGCGUGCUGUUGUUCUUGCAGCUACGAUAACAGCAAGAAUUAAUUAAUUAAUGAAAAUUGUUUUCAUUAAAAAUAGUGGGAGAAGCCAGCCAUGGUGAUCAGCUGUGGGGGGCAGGGGCCAAGCAGUAGCUAAUUACAGCAUUUAUAAUGACAUUAACCUUUAAUCGCAUAGUCCACUAGCGGACUAAGAUCACUAAAAAAAGUAACAACCCCCCCAUCAAACCAUGUAACAGUGUCCUAUGCAAUUGCAUUUUGCCACCCCAGGACUUCAGGCUGUGGCAGAAACUUCAGACAUGCUCAUGGAUUCCCAGGGUAAAAGAUACUGUGUCAGAAACUUGUUCCUGGAGACCAUCUCUCUCUUGACAGCUGCCCUCUGGGUCAAGAGAGGACUUUCUUAGUGCUGAGUGAAAGGUAACUUUAAAGGUCAGAUUAUCCUCUAGUCUUGUGGGGGCCACUGAGGAAAAACCGACACGCGUCCUGUCUGCCUUUUUCCAUAGGUGUAAAGCUGGCCCUGAUUCUGGAAAUAAUGAGGUUAUAUUUAGCAGUAAAGUGCAUUAUGUCAGACCAGUUCCAGUGGCAACAAACCUUUUAAUGAAAAAGCAUUAAGCAAGAGAACUUUUUAACAAUAAACGUCUUCCUACACUUAGCACAUUAGGGUGCAUAAUCACCCCUCUGCAUGGUCUUUGGCAUAAUAUGUACGGUACUGAGUAACUGGCAAGCUACUUGGCAUUUGUAGAGCAUCAAACAGUAGAUGCUAAGUCAGUCAGUGCAUCUAAAUAAUUAUAUAUAAGAAAUACUUGUGGAAAUUAACCCCUCCAUCUUAUAGAAAUAACCAUGGCAAUCUGUGUGGAGAUAGCAGCUAUUACUGCCCACAUACCGAUUGGUUUUGUUUCCCUACCUAACCCUGAGGUAAACAGAGUAACUGGCAGAGAAUAUGAAGUGUUUUCUUUACUCCUUAAUGCUUUUCAGUGGAUUCUGCUAACGCAGUUGCAUUGGCUAGUUGCUCCUGCUAAACUAUAAAAUCGCUCAGGAGGGGAACCAUUUGAGAAUUGCUUGAGAGCAAGCCAGAAACAUAAUGCCUGCAUACAUAAAAUAUAUUUUAAAAGGAAAAAGUUAAGGCUCAGUGGGAAUUGUUGGUGAUCUGCCUCUCUUAAGAUGAAGUUUACAGUUUUCCUUUAUCAAAUAAUUUUAAGGCAAGCAACUCCUCAGGUUUAGAAGAAGAAAAAGAAAGGUCUGUAAUAACAACAAAAUACCUGUGUGGUUUUAUUUUUAGUCUAUGAGGACAAACACAUAGAGGACAAUACCAGAUUCUUGGGUUUGUUCUCCUAUUUUAAGCUCCUUGGCUAUAUAUUUACUGCAGGUUUUCUAGAAGAAUUUCUAGUAUUCAAGGUCCAGAUUUCUAUCCUAGGUGUACCUGUGCUCCGCUGGUACCUGCUUGUGCUUCUGCUCUUCUUAUGUAGCAACGUGGAGUUGAUCUGAAAUACGACUGAAGUCUGACUGUAAGUCCGGUCAGUCCAACUCUUAAAAACUCUCAUGUUCACCAAGACUGCCACUUGGUCGUUUCCAGGAUGGUUUAUGUUCUGUUUUAACCUUACAGUGAUUGUGUCAGUGUAUCUUAUCCAUGGCCUCCGCCUCCUGCGUGCUGCAUUUAUCUACCACAGCAGUAUAAUCCUCCGCUUUUCAGCCAGGCGCUUGACAAUUAAGACACGAUCUCUCCUACUUAAGGUGUGUUAGACAACGGUUUCUUGCUCUGGCCAAGUCUCUAGGACACGACCCGUGAAAUAAAAUAGUUGAGGAGGCAGCUAAGAGCUUACCUAUGGAGCUGAGUGAGAAGGGAGGUGUGGAGAACAAUGGAUUUGUUCAAAAUGAGGCUUUUGAUGACAAGGAAACAGAUACCAGUAGCCAAGAAGAAAUGCCAAAACCAUGCGCUGUUGAUGUGAACCCGGUGGCUGAGGAAGAGACAGUGCUGAAACCUUAUGCCGGGAUGCCAAAGGAGGUCUUGCUGAAGUUCUCCAACCAAGCCCGGUACAGAAUCACCAGGGAGAUUCUCUUCUGGCUCAUAAUUGCUGGUGCUGCUGCACUUGUGUGUGCUACGAUUGCAAUUAUUGCUCUCUCUCCAAAGUGCCUUGACUGGUGGCAAGCUGGUCCUGUUUAUCAGAUCUAUCCUCGUUCCUUCAAGGACAGCAACAUGGAUGGGAAUGGGGAUCUGAAAGGCAUCCAAGAAAAACUGGACCAUAUUACAUAUUUGAAUAUAAAAACCAUCUGGAUCACCUCUUUCUUUAAGUCCCCUUUAAAAGACCUUGGAUAUGGAGCUGAAGACUUCUAUGAUGUUGAUCCCAUUUUUGGAUCAAUGAGUGAUUUUGACAAUCUGAUUGCAGCCAUACAUGACAGAGGGCUGAAGGUGAUAAUGGAUUUAAUACCAAACCACACAAGUGACAAACACCGAUGGUUUCAGCUGAGUCGCAACCGGACUGGGAAGUACACAGAUUACUACAUCUGGCAGGACUGCACGGAGGCUGCUGGUUCAGUCAUUCCUCCAAACAACUGGGUGAGUGUCUUUGGGAAUUCCAGCUGGCAGUUUGAUGAUGUGAGAAAGCAAUGUUAUUUUCAUCAGUUUGGGAAAGAACAGCCAGACUUGAAUUUUCGCAACCUUGAUGUCCAACAAGAAAUCCAUGAUAUUAUAAAAUUUUGGCUCAACAAAGGAAUUGAUGGAUUUAGUUUCAGCACUGUUAAAUUUCUCUUAGAAGCAACGCAUCUCCGAGAUGAACCUCAAGUGAACAAGUCUCAAAAUGGAGAGACUAUCACAGCCUAUUCCCAGCUCUACCAUGACUACACGACCGCACAGGUUGGUAUGCAUGAUAUCAUCCGUAGCUUCCGUCAGACCAUGAAUGAGUUCAGCAGAGAACCUGGUCGAUACAGAUUUAUGGGUUCUGGUGAUGAUGAAAAGGAAGACAUUGAAGCAACAAUGAUGUAUUAUGGAACAACUUUCAUCCAAGAAGCAGAUUUUCCCUUCAAUUUCAACCUAAUGAACAUGAAAAAUCUGUCAGGCAACAGUAUUUUUGAAGCUGUUGACUCGUGGAUGAAAAACAUGCCUGUGGGAAAAUGGCCAAACUGGGCUGUUGGAAGCCCUAAUGCUGCUCGGAUUUCAUCUCGCGUUGGGAAGGAGUAUGUCAAUGUUAUGAAUAUGCUGCUUUUAACCCUGCCUGGAACUCCUGUAACUUACUAUGGUGAAGAAAUAGGCAUGGAGAACAUUGUAUCAGAAAAUGUGACCUUUCCAGAGAAAUCCCCCAUGCAGUGGGAUGGAGAAGUUAAUGCUGGUUUUACUGAAGGCAACAGUAGCUGGUUACCUGUUAACUCCAACUACCAAAGUGUAAAUGUGGAAAUCCAGAGGACCUGGUCCAACUCAACCCUGAAUUUGUACAGAGAGCUGACGCAACUUCGCAACAACGAGCUCCCCAUCAAUCGGGGCUGGAUGUGCUACAUCUGGAAUGACAGUGACGUGUUUGUGUAUGUGAGGGAACUGGAUGGGUUAGACAGAACCUUCAUGAUGGUCCUCAACUUCGGGCAGGAAUCGACAAUAGACCUGACAGCUAUAGUUCCUAAUCUUCCCUCUGAAGCUGUUAUAAGGCUAAGUACUAAUUUUAGCAAUGCUGGUAAAGCUGUCUCCACCAAACUAAUUAAAACUGAAAUGGGAGAAGGCCUGGUCCUCGAAUAUAAAACAGCAAAGCCUGUCCAUACUAUGGAAGCUUUUCAAGGGAAGUGUUUUGUGGCAGAAAAAGCUUGUUAUUCCAUGGCCUUAAAUUUACUCUACAUGAACUGUUAAGUACAGGAGUAGAAUAACUAAGCUUUCAUGUUAAUUUAGAAGAUAUUGGUUUCAAGGAAAUGCUAAAAACAUUCAGUUUUCUUUGGCUUUUCAAACUUUGUACAAAAUAACCUGAAAACUAAAACAGACACCUAAUGCCUUGUAUGUGAAUUGGUGAUGAAAAGUAUGGUAUAAACUCCCCUUUAGGAUCUGUGGAGAAGAAAAGUAAACCUAUAAAAAACU
This is a messenger RNA of Pipra filicauda (Wire-tailed manakin), 4303 nucleotides long. It is a transcript of the gene SLC3A1, whose product is annotated as solute carrier family 3 member 1. Gene Ontology annotation, biological process: carbohydrate metabolic process; amino acid transport. Bases 2075 to 4081 code for a protein of 668 amino acids. The transcript is spliced from 11 exons. The record is from RefSeq and is a predicted model, not a curated record. Lineage: Eukaryota; Metazoa; Chordata; Aves; Passeriformes; Pipridae.